This is a messenger RNA of Bipolaris victoriae FI3, 546 nucleotides long. RefSeq lists its product as hypothetical. The transcript is spliced from 3 exons. The annotation marks the transcript as partial. Lineage: Eukaryota; Fungi; Ascomycota; Dothideomycetes; Pleosporales; Pleosporaceae. The record is from RefSeq and is a predicted model, not a curated record.
AUGGGCUACUACACCAUCAACCUUUCCUUCAAGAAGGAGCAGGUUCGAGAUCUCAAUACUGAAGGCUCCAAGCUCUGCUUCACCAGCGGCAUGGGCUCCGACUCCAAGUUCAACGUCAUCGCAUGGAGCGAUACGAUUGCGUCGACAGUGCAUAUUACCUGGAGGGAGGAUUACCAGGUUGCCGCGACUAAGGAUCAUUUUUCAGCAGGGGUCAAGUUCCAUGUCAGCACCAACCCCGCAGACAUUAAGUUCAAGGAAGUCUACACUCUGCCGCCCGACUGGACCGACGGCACCAUCAGCCAGGACUCCAGCCUGAGCGACACCUCGUUCCAGUUCGUCAACCAGACAGACAAGAGGGCCUCCGCCGUCAUCUACAAGCUCAUCCAGGGGAAGCCCACCCCUUUCUACAUCAGCCAGUCUCCCGUCUUCUCCCAGGGCAAUGAGGUCUUGACCCCCAAGCUCAAAGUCGCGCUGUGGUUCGAUAAGAACGUCGAAACGGGCACCAUGGUCUCCCAUAUCAGCUCGAAAAUUACCGCUAUUGACUUC